Ricinus communis (castor bean) is the source of this 3146-nucleotide messenger RNA. RefSeq names its product formin-like protein 20. The record is from RefSeq and is a predicted model, not a curated record. Lineage: Eukaryota; Viridiplantae; Streptophyta; Magnoliopsida; Malpighiales; Euphorbiaceae.
AUUGGGAUGGUGUUGCCACCUGCACCUCCUCCAACCCCUUGGAAGUUUGUGUAUUCUUCAAGCGUCCCUGCUUCAGUUUCAAGUGCUCCACCACUUCCGCCGCCGCCGCCACCUCCACCACCUCCACUUGUUAAUGCAUCAACUGUUCCAAAGGUUGGUGGUAUUAAGAUUCCUACUGCACCUCCUCCUCCGCCUCCACCUCCACCUAUGGGUGGUACUAUGCUGCCGCCUCGGCCGCCGCCGCCGCCGCCACCACCACCACCACCACCUUCUUAUCCAUAUCAAGGAGUUCAUUCUCCUCCUCCACCACCACCAUUUUCAAGUGGGAUUCCACCUCCCACAACACCCUCAUCGUCAGCACGUGGAACACCACCCCCUCCACGAGCAGCUCCGCCACCUCCUCCUUCACGAGCAGCUCCACCACCACCACCACCACCACCACCACCACCCCCUCCUUUACGAGCGACUCCACCACCUCCUUUACAAGGGUCUCCGCCGCCACCACCGCCACCACCUCAACUACGUGGAGCUCCACCGCCUCCCCCACCACCUCACUUAAGCAGCAUUCCUCCUCCACCACCACCUCCAUUUCGUGGAGCUCCACCUCCGCCACCUCCUCCUUUCUAUGGAGCCCCGCCCCCGCCACCACCUCCUCCAGGGCGUGGAGCCCCGCCCCCGCCGCCUCCUCCUCCAGGGCGUGGAGCCCCGCCCCCGCCGCCUCCUCCUCCAGGGCGUGGAGCCGCCCCGCCGCCUCCUCCUCCAGGGCGUGGAGCCCCGCCCCCGCCGCCUCCUCCAGGGCGUGGACCCCCGCCCCCGCCGCCGCCUCCAGGACGUGGAGCGCCACCUCCGCUUCCUCCUCCAGGACGUGGAGCGCCACCUCCGCCACCUCCUCCAGGAGGUGGAGGCCCACCUCCCCCACCUCCUCCUGGACGUGGAGGCCCACCUCCCCCACCUCCUCCUGGAGGACGUGUUCCUGGCCCGCCUGCUCCACCUAGACCUCCAGGUGCUGGACCCCCUCCACCUCCCCCCUUAGGUGCCAAAGGAGCUGCAACUGAUACAAGAGGCUUAGCUUCUGGAAGAGGGCGUGGUUAUUCACGCCCUCCUGGGAUGGGUUCAACUGCCACAGCACCUAGAAGAUCUUCCUUAAAGCCUCUGCAUUGGAGCAAGGUAACAAGGGCAAUACAAGGAAGUUUGUGGGAGGAGCUGCAAAGACAUGCGGAGCCCCAAAUUGCACCGGAAUUUGAUGUGUCAGAGCUAGAGAGUCUCUUCUCUGCAACAGUCCCAAAAGCUGCUGAUUCUGGUAAAGCUGGAGGAAGACGCAAGUCUGUUGGAUCAAAAACUGACAAAGUUCACCUGAUUGACCUAAGGAGGGCCAAUAACACUGAAAUUAUGCUCACAAAAGUCAAGAUGCCAUUAUCUGAUAUGAUGGCUGCAGUUCUAGCAAUGGAUGAGUCAAUUUUAGAUGCUGAUCAAGUGGAAAAUCUUAUAAAAUUCUGUCCUACGAAAGAGGAGAUGGAACUUCUCAAGAAUUACUCUGGAGACAAAGAAAACCUGGGAAAGUGUGAACAGUAUUUUCUGGAGCUGAUGAAAGUGCCUCGUGUUGAGUCAAAAUUGAGAGUAUUUUCUUUCAAGAUUCAAUUCAACUCUCAGAUAUCAGAAUUUAAGAAGAGCUUAAACACAGUAAACUCUGCAUGUGAAGAGGUUCGAAGUUCCCUCAAGUUGAAGGAGAUUAUGAGGUUCAUUCUAAUUUUAGGCAAUACGUUGAACCAAGGAACUGCCAGGGGUUCGGCAAUUGGAUUCAAGUUGGACAGUCUUCUCAAACUCACUGAUACCCGGGCUUCUAAUAGCAAGAUGACACUCAUGCAUUUUGUUUGCAGGUCACUUGCAGCUACAUCACCAGCGCUUCUAAAUUUUCACCUGGACUUUGUUAGCCUGGAAGCUGCAACCAAGAUACAAUUAAAGUCUUUAGCAGAAGAAAUGCAAGCUAUAAUUAAGGGACUGGAAAAGGUGAAACAGGAGCUGGCGGCAUCAGAAAAUGAUGGUCCUGUCUCUGGAGUUUUUCGUAAGACGUUGAAAGAAUUUGUUUCUGUUGCUGAGACGGAGGUGAAAUCUGUGACAAAUCUUUAUGCAGUUGUGGGUAGAAAUGCUGAUGCACUAGCACAAUAUUUUGGUGAGGAUCCUGCACGUUGUCCAUUUGAGCAAGUUACCGCAACCCUAUUAAAUUUUGUGAGGUUGUUCCGGAAAGCACAUGAAGAAAAUGUGAAGCAGGUUGAAAUGGAAAAGAAGAAAGCUGAGAAGGAGGCUGAAAUGGAGAAGGCGAAGGGGGGACUAGAUCUUACUAGGAAGAGUGGGAAAUAGCUGUGGAUUGAUAUCUUCCUUACCCUGCACGGCAGUUUGAGCUCCUCCGCCCAGCACAGCAGAUUUGUGCCGCAAUGUUUUCCUUUAAAUGGCGGCAAAAUUGCUGCUGAGGAUUGGUCAAAUUUAUCCAAUCCUAGCUCCAUCACGCUCCAUUAUAGCGUGAAAUAAGCCUACAAGGUGAUGUAGUCAAGGUAAAAGAAGCUAUUCCUUGAGGCACGUGGAGCUUAAUUAUGUACAAAAAAAAAAAAAGGUCAUUAAAUCAGAUGAUGAUCAAUGAGUUCCAACACAUUAGAUGUAACACGGAUCCUAUUUUGGCUAAGUUGAGUGGCUGCAAAUGCUGACGUAGCAUGAUUUAUUAAGACGAGGAGUAGGCCCUCUGGCAUCAUUUUCUGGAAGAAUUUUGUAGUCUCAGGUCGAUCCUUCACCACAACAGCUGAUAGGUGAUUUUGAUUGGGUUUGGUGGCUAUUGCCAUUGAUUUGGCAGAGAUUUUCGUCAGAAGCAGAGCGGACGCCUUGAGAAAUGUAAAGCACUGUAGCAGCAUGAAACACCAUGUACAAAUCUCUAACCCUUUGCUAACAUUAGAUUCAAUUCUUUUCUUGUAACAUAUAGGGCAGUGAAUUUAAUCUCUUGGUAGGUUUUAUUCUAGCUAAAAUUUUGACAACCCGUCCUGAAAGAUGUUGUAUAGAUAUUCAGGUUCAGAUAGAGUUAUUAGCUGGCGGGUUUCUCUCAGUGUAAUUGUAUUAUAACAGCGAAAAUAUAGGUUUCAGAAAUUUCUUGUUUCUUCGAA